UGAAAACAUUGUUUCGGGACCGGGUCGUGAUAAAUAAUUAAUUGCUGUGAAAAAAAUGUGGGAAGGGGUUAUUUGCAAAUUACGAAGGGAGCUUGCAACUAUAAACCAUCCAACAGCUCGCCCAACUCGCUGCUGUUGCCUAUUGCCAUCAUGCAUCAAAGCAUACUCCCUCCCAGGUAAGUUGACGAAAAAGGCGAAACCCAGGUAGGUAAAGGUAAAGGGAAGGAGAUGGCAGUAACAAGAUCCUUGAAGGUGAGAGUGGAUUGUAAAAAGCUGUCAAAUUCAUCUCCCCCAUACAAAUCACCCCCGUACGGGUUCAGCUUUGUCAGAGGAAAAGAACAACACAAUUUGCAGAUAGUAAGCUGUAGCAGGAUAUCUUUAAAAUAAAAAGAAAUGGGCAAGCCGUGACUUGUUCAUAGACUAUCGACACAGGUAAUUCGGGGACCCAAUAUCACUCAAGGUAAGAUACUUCAGCGAUUCCAGCUCCUCUCAUUGCCUGCUUGAGCUUCAAAACGAUUCGGAUAUCCGCUCUCAGCUCUUACAACACCCUUCCCAAACUUUGAUCUCCACUCUCAAUCUUUGCUUAACCUUCACAUUGAUUUUCGGUCACUGCAGCCCUUACUUACAGCGUAAGACCUUUACUAGUCUUCUCCUUAGCUUGUUUAAACCCCUCCAUCGUUCAAUCCUCCACACUUCUGCCUCGAACACUCCAUCCAUCCACUACACCAACACUCUCAUCCGUCCUCUCAUCGAGCAUCCUCCGAUAUUCUUCUCUUCAUUGACUUCUUGAUUCGAUCCACCCUCAUCGUGCUCCUUACGGCCAAACAUACCGCUCGACUACUCCAUUUGAAGCAAUUCAGAUCCCUGGGAGAUAUCAGUAUGGUCCUUCGUACGGUAGGAUCGUAUAUUCUCUACAAGCAGACCGGAGGUCCGAAAUGGCCAGCACUAGUCUGCCCGAAGGAUCUAGCGCCAUCCUCAGUAGUUGAAAACCAACCCCAUGGCUUCUAUAUCUUGAUCAUGGUAGUCAAGGAAAAGCCGGAAUUCAAAUAUAUACAGCCAGGAGAAGAUUGCCUGUUCAAUCCGUUCGAGGUUGCAAGUGAAGUAGGAAAUGAGGCGUUGGAGAUUGCAUACGACCUGGUUGAGAUUGCCAUGGAGAUUGGAGGAGAUCAAAUCGCGUACUGGAGGAUGUACCUCAAAGACCACUCUCAAUCGAUGGUCAUCGACAACCGCGGAACCAACGAUGGCGAUCAGGUACACCAUGCCGCCAACACCCCCAGGAAUGCAGCAAAGCGAAGAAGAGACAGUGACUGCUAUAACGAGAUCGAAGAGAACAACCGGAACAACUACAUCAAACGCGGGGAAAGUUCGAGCUCCGGAACACUUUCUCCGCACUCUUCUCCCCUCUCGUUGCAAGACCAGCAGACGCAGCGCCCGACGCAUCCCAUGUUCUCAAAUGCUCUUCCACAUGAGUCCAAUAGAGCUAAAAGGCCUAGAAUCGACCAAGGUGACAUUGUCGACGGUGACCUCGGUGAGAAUAGAAACUACGUUAAGUUCGUCGUGGGCCCAGAGCGACAUAUCUUCUUCAUUCCCAAGAAGGCUAUCGAUGGGAGGAGUUACUUCAGCAACCCUCACCUUGGGUACAUGCGUACCCUAGGUGACGAAGGAUGGGGAAUUGAAAUCCCUAGUCUGGCUUCAAUCGACCCCGACUCAUUCCAAUACGUUGCAAGCUACCUCGAGAACGGUGAUUUCGGAAUCACAUGUUUCAGCGAAGAGAACCGCGGUGCAUCGUUCGCCGAAUGCGUGCAGGCUUGGGAAGUCGCGUGCACGCUGGGAAUGCACGAUCUGCUCGAGCACAUCUUGGAUAAACUCCCAUGCACGGCGCCCUGGGAUCCGGCUGAGGUCCUUUCGUUCACGACCAUUGCGUUUCGCAAAGAUGAGGACAUGGGGGGUAUGUUGCCGGAGGAGAUCAAGACUCUCAGGACCAAUCUCACCGACUACAUUUCUCUCCAAUACUACGAUAUAGCACGGAGUUUUGGGGCGGCAUUUCUUGACAAGCUCGAAGAGUUCCCGGAGAUGGCGGAAGUCGUGCAUUCCAAAGUCGCAAAGCUCGAUGAAUCGAGGAAAAGGGCGGAGGAUAUCCGAAGAAUUGGUGACGAUGGCUAA
Molecule: messenger RNA, 2163 nt
Organism: Periconia digitata
Lineage: Eukaryota; Fungi; Ascomycota; Dothideomycetes; Pleosporales; Periconiaceae
Source: the annotation of a GenBank genome assembly